Molecule: messenger RNA, 3816 nt
Organism: Closterium sp. NIES-67
Lineage: Eukaryota; Viridiplantae; Streptophyta; Zygnematophyceae; Desmidiales; Closteriaceae
Source: the annotation of a GenBank genome assembly
CGGUCGGGGUCGCGCCCGUCUGUAACCCGAGCGGGGGCCAACUCUUGGAAUUGUCGCACACCUGUGAGACCCCUGGUCUGCCACAUCGAUGACUCGUCCACUCCAAGCUGAGAGUCCGCAGCGGCAUCACCUCGGAAGGGGUGUUGACGUGGCGGUUAGAGAGGGGGGCACCGCGUGAGGCGGGAAACCGAGCAGCGAAAACCCCCCGCUCCCAGCGGUGGAGGGAUAGCGAGGCUGAGUGCGCGGCCGUGGUUUCCCUUGCAGGCUCGGGCCACGAGACCAUUCUCCCACACCCUUUUUCUCCCCGUCCUCCAUUCUCGUUUCUCCUUUCUGGACUUGACAUAUUUUUCCUGCCGCCCGCCUCUUUCCUCCAUGGGUAAUUGCCGCCCGCCUCUUUCCUCCAUGGGUAAUUGCCGCCCGCCUCUCUUGUUUCUGUGAGGGCGUUGCUGAAUUUGCACCCGCGCGGCGAUCGUUUUUUCGCUCGACGAGUCUACUCGUCACCAACCCAGGAGAAGGAUUCUCGGAUGCGCGUUUUCUCCUCGUCACCUACCGUAUACGUGUGUACGCCUACCGUGGUGCACCUUGCGCUAGUAUGCAGACUGCUCGACUUACACGCCGGCAGUGCACGUUACUCCAAUAAGGUCGCGCCAUGGUUACCCUAUCAACAUAGAGUCUGCUUAGCGCCCGCGCCGAAUGCUUGCCCGCGGCGCAGCACUGCACGCCCUUCCCCUCGUCUCCACCGCCGGGGCGCGCAUCGCGCUCCUCCGCGCGACGAUGAACGAGUUCCUGCGCUUUGCGCACGCGCGCGCGGAGACAGGGAGCAUCGCACUUGCAGGAGAAAGGGUAUACAGCAGGCGUGCACGCGGGGAGGAUAAACCUGCGAUUAUUGUGCAGUACGACGAGGAUUGUAACGCGGAUGAGAGAGAAACCGGGGGUGGGCAGGGGGCAAUGCGGGUGGCAAGAAGGAGGUCUGCCCGGCGACGAACGGAUGUGACUGUAAAGAGGGAAGCAGACGAGGUGGCUGCCAGGCAACAAGCAGGCGACGUGAUUGUGAAGAGAGAGGUCGUGACCCCUACUGAAGCUAGGGAACUAGGGGCUGGGAUUGUAAAGCGAGGUCCAGAGGAGGUGAAGAGAGAUGGAAAUGAUGUGACUGUAACGAGAGAUGCAGAGGGUGGGACUGUAAAGAGAGAAGCGGAAGACGUGAUUGUGAAGGAAGAGGAAUUGGGACACGUGGGAAUUGAGGCCUCUGUAGCAGCUGCUGGCAUGGCUGUAGCGGAGGCUGCUGGGGGUGGUGGCAGGGGCAGGAAGAAACGAAGGCAGCCGGCAGAGAGAGACGCGGAUAGUGGAGCAGGAGGGGGUGAAAUAGUUGUGGCCGGGCUGCCGAAAAGAUUCUCCGGCGGGCAGGUGAAAGGCGGGGAGCAGGGAAAUUGGCGGGAGGUGCUGACGGCAAUAAAGGCGAUGCGGGGGGGCGGGGAGGCGCCUGUGGAUACCAUGGGGUGCGAGAAGGCAGGGCAGGGCAUGGGGGAGAAGCAGCGGCGCUUUGCAGUGCUGGUGUCGGCCAUGCUGUCCUCGCAGACCAAAGACCCCGUCACACACGCCGCAGUGGCGCGGCUGCAGGCGGCGGGGCUGCUGUCAGCCGAAGCGAUGAAGGCAGCAACAGAAGCAAGCAUUGCCCAAACCAUCUACCCGGUGGGCUUCUACUCCCGCAAGGCAGGGUAUUUGAAGAAGAUGGCGAGCGCGUGUCUGGAGAAGCACGGAGGGGACAUUCCGGGCAGCCUGGAAGAUUUGCUUGCACUGACCGGGGUCGGCCCUAAGAUGGCGUACUUGGUGUUGAACGUGGCAUGGGAGCGCGUGGAGGGCAUCUGUGUGGACACACACGUGCACCGGAUAACACGCCGACUGGGAUGGACUGAUGCCAAGGCCAAGACUCCUGAAGACACACGCAUUUCUCUCCAGCAGUGGCUACCAAGAGAGGAGUGGCUGGGCAUCAACCCCCUCCUCGUGGGCUUCGGCCAAACCACCUGCUUGCCCAUCGGCCCCCGCUGCUCCUCCUGCCUCCUCGCCUCCCACUCGCUCUGCCCCUCCGCUGCCCUCCCCCGCCUCCCACCCCCUCCCACUCCUCCUCUUCCUCCUCCUGUCUCUUCUCGGCUUCCUCCCUCAAACCCACUUCCUGCUGCCGGCACGCCCCUUGCGCUCCCCCCUCCCCCGCCCUCGCCCCUCACUGGCCUCCCUUGCAGCACUGUACCCACCGCCACCCCCGUGCCAACCAAGCGUCUCACACCAGGCACAGAUUCACCUUCACCAGAUGGCCCCACCCCUGCACCCACUGUUGCCCCACCAUGCCUUGCUGCGCCUGAAAGCACCUCCUCGCCCUCCAAGUGCGCGCCGCGUUCACUGGACUGUUCCAAGCCGUUACCCACCGUGGCAGCCCCACUUUCGCUGGACCGUUUCAAGCAUGGUAGUGUCACAAGCACGGAUGCAGGAGAGGAAGAAGUGGCAGCAGGGGCAGAUGCUGGCCCCAGGCGCAGCCUUCGUUUUUCCAGAGCCCGAAAUGUUGUGGGGUGAGUGGUGGAGAGAGUUUUGGUUGGAAGCCAGCUGUGGUUGAUUGGGGAGGCCAGUGUUGGAAAAUAAGGUGAAGUCAUUCGAUCCAUACAUAAUGAUACGAGAUGCAUACAUACGCACACGGCCAUUCAUAUCUAUCUACAGGGGUUGAGCUACCUGCUGCGCACAACAGGCACACUUCAACUGGCUACCCCUGCAAGCACCCCCCAUCCAUCCAGCUGCACAUCUCGUUGUAGUCACAUCCUCCUCCCUCACUAUCUCUCACCCAUCUCCCAUCAUGCCUCCCACCAUCUCCAUCCGACAGCUGCAUUGUGUAAGCUCCACUGCUCUCACUCUUCUUCCACACUUCUCUCACUCCUCUCCCACCUCCUCGCUACACCACGCUAGCCAGCAAAUCCUCACCAGCGCUCUCACCAUCCGUACCACCACUCCCCGCAGCACCAGCACCAGCUGCACCAGCAGCAGCAGCGUCCACCGCCUGGCGACCAGAGGACGAGAAGCGACAGUCGGGCACGGUGAUGCCCGAUGACACAUAGUCGUCCACGGCCCCGUCCAGGAAGCCCCGGCCCUCCACCGUGUCGGCGGCAAUGGGGUGGUGGAGGAGGGACGACAGGCGUGUGUAGCGCAGUGUGCGGCUCUGCUGCUCGGGGGUAUUGCGGAACGUCUGCCCCAGCACGCCGUGCACCAGAGAGGUGGUCUGUUUUGGGGGGAGAGGGGGGGGGGGGGGGGGGGUGAGGGGGAGAGGCAGGGAACGAGAAUGAGGACACCGGAACGAGAAUGAGGACACCGGAACGAGAAUGAGGACACCGGAACGAGAAUGAGGACACCGGAACGAAGGAUUGAUGGAGGGUGGGAUGGUUUUGGUCAGUGCCGCAAGCCAUGGGCAGCAACGAGCAGAAACUGAGGGGAGCAAAUUUGACAUCCGGAUUGACGCCAGUGUCAAAGUGUAUUUUUUAUAAUAUGAUUGUGUAGGCUUGGUAGUUGUGCUACAUUGCUGACUCCUACUGUAGAGGGGACAACCUCCCCUUGUAUCUCCUUCGCUUUCCUUGUGCUUCUCUCGUUUCUCUCGCCAACUUCUCUCUUUUCUCUCGCCAACUUCUCUCCUAUCUCGCUACCUAGUGUCAACUUAUACAUGUGUUGCAUGUAGAAGUUAUGGGCUAGUGUAGAUGUGUGUUCCUAAUGAGUACAACCCCAACUGGCUAUAUGUGCUGUAAUCCAGGGCUCAAAUUUGAAGGGUAUUUCACCCUGAUUGCC